AUCUGAGAUACCACUUUUAUUAUGGGCCUUACAAGCGAAGCAUGUUAAAAUCAUUGUAUGACCCUGAUUCGGUUUCUUUCAAAACUCAUCUGGACGACUGCAGGGUCAAAUCAUGAGGGACACAAUGUGAUUAGUUUGUGUUACUGCAGUGGAUUUAAAUGAAGAUUCUACCAUUGCAAUAACCGGUACAUUUAAAGUCAAUGUAACUGUAAUGUUCUUGUUAUUUCUGAGGUGGAUUGAGGAGUUUUACUGGAGUAAUGUAAAAGGUAGUUUAAAUGUUUCACUGAAAACCCCUUAUAUAGAGGGUUCUUGGAUCACUGAGGUCCAGUAUUUUGGAUUUGGAGUAUGUUUAAAUUUGACCACUUAAGGUUUGUUUGACCAGUGAAUGAAAAAGUCUUUCUCCACCAGAAUGUAAUUGCUGUGGAGAAAGCAUUGCUGUAGCAUUUCGAUCUUCAUGCCGGGUAAUGAAACAAAAAACACAAGUGGAACAGUAGAAUUGAAGCUGCACUACACAAUAGUGGUUAUAUUAACAAUGGCUCUAAUGACUUUAUGCAGUGUAAUAGUGUCAGACCCAGAGAGAAUCAUUGCUAACCUCAGCUCCAGUGAGUAUUUCAUCGUCUUUCAGCUUAUUGUGUGGGAUGCUGACUGGCAGCCAACAAGCAGUCAGACACUGAGUUACAGGGGAACCAGCAUUUAGCUGCUUAAGAGCCAGAUAUUUCCCUCGGGAGGUGGUGGGGACCAAAACGAGCUAAAAGGAGAACGGAUAUUGUGCUUACAUCAGGCGUACAGAAAUACUGCUCAAAAAUGAAUGCUGAUGUUGCUCUUUGUCUGCUGGAUAUGUAACUGCAAACACCACCAUUACUACCUUAUUAAGUGAUGUGUCAAUGCUGUGUUCUUGCUGCUCAAAGUCACCUACAAAAGAAAAAUUAGAAAACAAAUAAUUACAAGUCUUAUUGAUUAAUGUGGAUUAUAUUAUUUAUAUUAUGCGUGUUAUAUUUGUUAUUUAUGUUGCAGGGAGAUCAGGGAUGCUGUCUUUCAUCAUAAACUAUUGUUGGAUGAGUUAUAUAUGGUCCAAGCAGCCAGGCAACAACUGCAUGUUUCAAAACGAUUUCUCUCCUGAAGUGCUCAUGAGCAAGACACUGCUCAACAUGCAGUGACUCCUGCCUGAGGAGAAGGGGAACUGGAUUUGCAGUCUGCAGCACAUUUAACAAUACAAACUGUACUCAAGUCUGUAUCCGAGUGUGGGAGUUGAGUGGCAAACCACAGUGUGGAUCUGGCCUCGGCUCCCAGGUCCUCAGCUGUAGGCUACAGUGUGAUGUAACAGGAAGUAGUGGGUUGCCUCCCAACGUCAACUUGACAGCCGUUUCUGCUGCGCUCAUUGAGCGGCGGAGGUCUGCUGUGUUUGGUGCUCCGCGCCGAAGCCGACGACUGAGGACACUUUGGGGAUCGCCUUGAGAGUUUUGUUCCAGUUCAAACCACCGCGCCGCUGUUGGACUUUAUCCUCUGAUUUGCAGCUGGGAAACCGUCCACCAGCUCUGACAUGGCCAAACGCAAGAUGGGCAGCAUCGGACGGAGUUGGAUGGUGGCACUCGUACUGCUGUGUAAUGUAGCAAAGUUUUUUGUGAAGGCUAGCCUGGAGGUCAAUGAAACCCAACACCAGCAUCCAACCAAUGUCUACCAUGACAUGGGACUGACCAGGAACAAGAUAGUAACUGCACAGUUUGAGUGCUAUCAAAAGAUAAUGAAGGAUAACACCAACGGCAGACAAGAGGCCAUGUGUAAUCGCACUUGGGAUGGCUGGCUGUGUUGGGACGACACAAAGGCAGGAGUUAUCUCUGAGCAGCACUGCCCGGACUACUUCCAGGAUUUCGAUCCCUCAGAGAUGGUUACCAAGAUUUGUACUGACAGUGGUCAUUGGUUCCUGCAUCCUGAGAGCAACCGGACGUGGACCAACUACACCCGCUGCAAUGAACACACCAAUGAAGGCAGAGUGACUGCAAUGAAUCUUUUCUACUUAGCCCUCAUAGGUCACGGACUGUCAUUGACCUCCCUCUUCAUCUCCCUUGGAAUAUUCUUCCAUUUCAAGAGUUUAAGUUGCCAAAGGAUCACCCUUCACAAAAACCUCUUCUUUUCUUUUGUUCUCAACUCUGUGAUCACCAUCAUUUGGUUGACAGCAGUGGCAAACAACCAGGAGCUGGUGCAGAGGAAUCCAACGAGCUGUAAAGUGUCCCAAUUCAUUCAUCUGUACUUGUUUGGCUGCAAUUACUUCUGGAUGCUGUGUGAGGGAAUAUACCUGCACACUCUCAUCGUGGUGGCUGUGUUUGCUGAGAAGCAGCAUCUAAUGUGGUAUUAUCUCCUAGGCUGGGGCUUUCCUCUCAUUCCAGCCUGCAUACAUGCCAUUGCUCGAAGUUACUACUACAAUGACAACUGUUGGAUUAGCUCCAAUACAUCGCUGCUCUACAUCAUCCACGGCCCCAUCUGCGCUGCUCUUUUGGUCAAUUUGUUCUUUCUAUUGAACAUCGUGCGAGUGCUUAUCACCAAACUGAAGGUGACCCAUCAAGCAGAGUCGAGUCUCUAUAUGAAAGCAGUGAGAGCCACCCUUAUCCUGGUGCCUCUCCUGGGAAUUCAGUACGUCCUGCUUCCCUACAAGCCAGAGGGACGGGUCUCCUCUGAAAUAUACGACUACAUCAUGCACAUACUAAUGCAUUACCAGGGUCUGCUGGUGGCUACUAUCUUCUGCUUCUUCAAUGGCGAAGUCCAAGCGGUUCUGAGGAGGCACUGGAACCAGUAUCAAAUCCAGUUUGGCAGCAGCGUAGGAAACCACUCGGACGCCCUGCGCUCAGCCUCCUACACGGCUUCCUCCAUCACAGAGGUACAGGGCUGCUACAGCAUCGACAGCCACACAGAACACAUGAACGGCAAGGGCUACCACGACGCAGACGCCUCCAUCUUAAAAUCAGACAGCCCCUUCGCCUGACAGCGACACUCCUCUCAAAUACUAUCCAUCCUAUCCCACCCGUAAAAAAAACUGCAGCAUUUUUGGAGCUCUGUGGCAACUAGGAAAAAUUUUCCUCUUCCUAAACACACGAUGUCAGAAGAAAGAGAGAGGAAAAGGUGUGUAUACCCCAGGCUCUCACCUACACCGGAAGGAAAUAGUCACCUCUCUGUCACAGGUCCUUUAACAGUACUGCGAGGUGAGCUCGGUACAGCUGUUCCUGCGCUGUCUUUUGUCUACAAUUUGCAACUGAACUGCUUCACUUGGACUAAGAUGCAUUCUGAUAAUCACAAUAUUGUCACAAUCUUUCUGCUGGACAAAAUUGUUUUUAAACGGAUGAAUAUUAACUGCUUGACUAUCAUACUGAGGUCAUGUCGUUCACAAAAAGCCAUUGGUUACACUGUAAAAUUCUUUCGACAUGGUUAGUGCCAAACCAAGAGAUCCUGCCUGCCUCAUUUAUUUUUUUAUUUUCAUUACAGAAUCAGAACAGAGUCAGGACAUCUAACAGGUGCAUAAUAAUAUAUUAAUGCUAUAUUGUAUCUUUCAAUAUGUUAAACUUAAUUUAUCUGAACAUAUUCUUGUUUAUUAAAUGAAAUUAAAAUAAAUACCACACAGUAUUUAUUUAAGUUGGCGCUACAUUUUCUCAAAAUCUGCCAACUUAAUACCAAUAUGACAUGUUGCCAGCUUCACAUACACUUUAAAAGCAUUUCUUGUUUGUUUCGGUGUUUGUUUCUAUGUUGUAUGCAGAUGAUGGUAUGAGUCAUACUGUUAGCUUGCACGCUUCUUUUUCUAGAAAUUUAAUGUUGCUUAUGCUAAUGUUUGAGCUUGUGUUUACUGUAAGCGAUCCUUUCUGACAUGUGUAUCCUUUAAACCACAUGGUAGGUUGUAAUGUCAACACAAUAUUAUCACCGAGAAGCCAACAUGAAAUCACAUGUACUCCAGUAUCUGCUCAUUAUACUUGAAUGUAACAGUUAAGUUUAAAGACCUGGCUCUGUUGAGCAUAAAUUCAUCACAUUCCCAUUCACUGCUGUCUUUAGCCUUAUUCUUCUCAAAUUACUUUAUGAUUAUAACUGACAUGUAAGCAUGACUGGGUGUUCAGACCGAAAACAGCACUGUGUUGGAAAAAAGAAGUGCAGGGUGGCUGCCUGAGUGAGGGUGUGUUGCUUUAGCUACUGGUGAGAAGAUUUUAUUUCACGUAAUAUUUCCUUGUGUUCGUACAAUCUAUGAAUCAGUUCCUCCAUAGUGCAACUACACUUAUAGAAACGAAGGACAAGACAAUAGUUCUCUUUCUAAAAUUCAGUGUAAGCUGAUAGCAAUUAGCCAGAUCAAGUGUGUAUGCUUACGCUAGCUCGUGGCAUGUGUGUCUGUUGGUUCAGUCUUUGGUUCAGUCGAUGAAAGCCAAGUUCGCCAAAGUCCAAUGGAAACAGAAUGAAUCAUGACAUAUAUAUGAAGCAUGUGACUCGAUGUCCACUGAAGUUUCUCCUGCACAGUGGGGUGAUGAGGAGACUGUAACCUUUCCCAAAUUAAUACAAGAAACAAAAAAAAAAACACAUUUCACAUCAUUUUCGUUCAUUCAUUCAGACUGACGCCCUUUUAAUUACGUCAUCUCGUUGUACGCUCUCCCUCCGCGAUGUUUUACUGGCAGCUGACAAGAAUUAGUGAUACCAAAUACUUUUAUUUUUACGUUCAUCUCAAUGUAUCAACUUCUUAUCUUUGCAGAACAGUAGGGAAUGGAACCACAAAUUAAUUUGUUUUGAUUGAUGAUAUUUUUGGAAGUUGGUUUAAAAUUUCCACAGGUUUUCACAGUGACAAUCAUUUAAGCCUCUCGUCUUGAUGGUUGUGAGGUAAACAGAACAGAACAGAUGAUGUUGUCUUGCAUUGUGGCAUAAGUUGAGUCAGGUUCAACUUUUUUGUCAACGACCGUAUGAGUUUUUUUUAUUGUUGUUUAGUUUUUUUUUUUUAACCAGAGCCUCUGCUUGGGCAACCCCCUGCAACAACGUAGUGACCUCCUUCAACUGAAGGAGAGAGCUGCGAUUUUUUUUCACGUAUUGCUGAUAUCAGUCUGAACGCAGCCUUAUUGAGAAGUGCAUGUGAUGUGAUUAUCAUGUCUCACAAGAAGCUGUGCAAAAAACAUACUGCAAAAACCAUUCUCUGUAAAGCAUUUAACUAAAGCAGGCUGCAUCCAGACCUGUUCAAUAAACAUUGCACCUUUUCACAGUCAUGUUGUCUGUUUCACCCAUUCAAAUCCCCCAAACCUUUAUUGUUUUGUUUUUUUCUUCAUUUCAGAACAUCUUUAACACAUUGUCCAAAAUGCUGGGAACAUGACUCACUAUCAGCUGAUGUAAAUAAUUUUGUAAAUCUAGCAUUUCUGAACGCGUGAGUGUGCGUAUGUGUGUGUGUGCAUGAUUUAUAUAUACAGUAUUUAUGAGUACGUCAUACUCAAAAGCAUUCAACCAUGAAGCGGCCGUCUUAUGUGACAGUGUGUUGGACGUUGAUGAAGAAGCUAUUUGUUCUACUUGUGUUUUUCAAAAAGGGAGGGGUGGGAAACGGGCCGGGCUGACUAACUGAGAGCUUUCAAUGAGCUACUGUAUUUAUCUGUCCGUGUCGUUUGUCAUCAUCUUUGGUAUAUUCUGUCAUCUUCCUAUUUUGCCUGUAUUUGAAAGUGAAGAAAGAAAAGUACCACUACGUUCUGUGUGAGUUACUCAUGCCAUGUUAUCACCACUCAGACAUAAAUAUGUUUCAUGACACAAACGUAGUGCAAGUCUAAUUAUGUGAAGACUCGCAUUCAGCCUUCCAAAGGGUGUGUUUUUUUCUUUUCUAUGUCAAUGGAGAGUAUUGGAAACAAAUAUGUACAUCCCGUUUCACAAUUGUUGUAUAAUCUGUUGGUGGAAAUUUAGAUUUUUUUUUUCAGAUACAUGCUCCAAAAUCACCAUUUUCCAAAAAAAAAAAGAUCUUAGGUUUAUCCUUGGUCAACAGGCUUUAGCUCAGCUGUGAGAACAUAAAGCGCUUGAUUCUACACAGAGCAGGAAACAUUGACACUUGGCUGUCGGUGUUUGAGGUAAAGGGGUUCAAUUCACAGCAGUCAGUUUCAAGCUGCACUAUCACAGUUAGAGUUUGCACUUUCUUACCUCAGAUCUGCAGGACAGUCUCUCAAUUUAAUCAUAAACUGUACCGCCCACAUUCAUGGCUGUCAAGUACUGCUUUGCAGCGAUUGAGUAAUGUGCGACGACUGCAUCGUGAAGUCUUCAUAAAUCAGAGUCAUUUACUGUGGAGUCAUGCAUCACGAUAAUUUAUGAAGCCACAGUCAUUUCAUCACAAUCCGUGGAGAACUUUGGCAAAUGUAGUAACUCCUUUUGUACAUUUAAGUUGUGUAUUUAUGUGUGAAUUAUUUUCAUAUGACUCUCCAAGGGGUUUGUUACACAAUGUUGUUAAAGCAUUGAGGACAAUGUCUGUAGUUUUUGUUUAUACUGUACUGUAUUUAACUUUGGUAGUCUUGACACAUUGACUCCACACUGCUGUCUGAAUGUAACUGGUGGUGCUUUAUUCUCUGGAUGUGAAAAGCAUAUAUAUAUAUCUAUAUAUACUAUAUAGAUAUAUAUAUAUAUAUAUACACACAUAUACAUAUAUAUUUACAUA
Molecule: messenger RNA, 6631 nt
Organism: Seriola aureovittata
Lineage: Eukaryota; Metazoa; Chordata; Actinopteri; Carangiformes; Carangidae
Gene: calcrla
Product: calcitonin receptor-like a
Exons: 13
Coding region: 1541-2977 (478 amino acids)
Biological process (GO): adenylate cyclase-activating G protein-coupled receptor signaling pathway; angiogenesis; cell surface receptor signaling pathway
Cellular component (GO): plasma membrane
Molecular function (GO): calcitonin receptor activity; calcitonin gene-related peptide receptor activity; adrenomedullin receptor activity
Source: RefSeq, a predicted model, not a curated record